GCCCGGCGAUGUCCGGCGGGGCCAUUCGGAUUUUUUUUGUUGCGGCAGCACCGCCGCGUGCGGUUGAUAUUCGGCGGCGGCCGCCCGGCGAUGUCCGGCGGGGCCUCCGUUCCCCUGUCUUCUGGUUUCCCUCCGGCGGAGUGAUGCAGCGGAUGGGAUCGAUCCGGCAGCGCUGGCAUGCGGCAGCGCGAUUUGGUAGGCGGGCACGGGCAGCGAACCAAGUGCUCACCUGCCCGUGCUGUUGCCUCUGUGGGACUGAGCGCUGCACUAGACACAUUCUGUGGUCAAGCCUUCGGCGCAAAAGAAAAAGCUUCUGUAGGUGUACACACGCAGAGAGCUAUGCUAGUGCUAUUUGCCAUAUGCAUUCCAGUGUCAGUAGUGUGGAAUUGUACAGAGCCUAUACUGAUCUUCAUUCGACAAAAUCGAGAAGUUUCCGCCGUCGCUGGUUCCUACAUCCGAUGGAUGAUCCCAGCAUUAUUUGGUUAUGCACUUGUUCAAUGCCAGACUAGGUUCCUGAACAAUCAAGGGGUCGUGCUUCCCUUGAUGCUUAGCUCAUUGCUCUGUUCUGUGCUUAAUGUACCGCUGUGCUGGCUUCUCGUUCUCAAGUCUCCUCUUGCCAACAAGGGGGCUGCCAUGGCUCUCUCUAUCUCAUAUUGGUUCAAUGCCAUCUUGCUUGCUCUUUAUAUCAAGUACUCACCCACUUGCAAGGAAACAUGGACUGGAUUUUCAAGGGAUGCCUUCCACCAUGUGCCUCAGUUCCUCAAGCUUGCUGUGUCAUCAGCAUUAAUGAUAUGUUUAAGAUUCUGGGCGUUGGAGCUUCUAGUGCUUCUUUCUGGUAUUCUGCCAGACCCAAAACUCGAAACUUCUGCAUUCUCGAUCACGCGUAAUACAUCAUCAAUUGUUACCAUGAUCUCUGUUGGUUUGAGCACUUCCGCCAGCAUACGUGUCUCGAAUGAGUUAGGCGCCGGUCGUCCAAAACAAGCGCGGAAAGUUGUAUUAAUUGCUUUGUUUAUAGCUACUUCUGAAGGCUUGAGCGUAUCAUUACUUCUAGUCUUGUUAAGAAAUGUAUGGGGAAAGGUUUAUAGCAACGAAACCAAAGUUGUAAAGUAUGUGGCCAAUAUGUUACCGUUGGUCGCCAUUAGCCAUCUUUUUGAUUCAACACAGUGCUUGUUUGCAGGUACAUUGAGGGGAUGUGGUUUGCAAAAGAUAGGUGCAAUAGUAAUGAUAGGAACGUUGUACAUUAUUGGUAUUCCUCUUUCAGUCGUUUUGGGCUUUCCUGUUCACCUGAGAUCAAAGGGCUUUUGGAUUGGGUUCAUCAUCGCACUCUUCGUUCAAGAUUUGAUAUUUGGAAUGCUAUUUUCAUGCAUUAGUUGGGAGAACCUGAUUGGACUGAGCAGUGCACUAGACACAUUCUGCGGUCAAGCUUUCGGUGCAAAAGAAGAAGCUUCUGUUGGUGUACACACGCAGAGAGCUAUGCUAGUGUUAAUAACCAUCUGCGUUCCAGUGUCAGUAAUGUGGAAUUUUACAGAGCCUAUACUGAUAUUCAUUCGACAAAAUCGUGAUGUUUCUACCGAGGCCGCAUCCUACAUCCGAUGGCUGAUCCCAGGACUAUUUGGUUACGCACUCGUUCAAUGCCAGACUAGAUUCCUGAACAAUCAACGAGUAGUGGUUCCCUUGAUGCUUAGCUCAUUGAUCUGUUCAGUGCUCAACGUACCGUUGUGCUGGCUUCUUGUUUUCAAGUCUCCUUUUGCAAACAAGGGUGCUGCCAUGGCUCUCUCUAUCUCAUAUUGGUUCAAUGCUAUCUUGCUUGCACUAUACAUCAGAUUUUCACACACUUGUAAGGCAACAUGGAAAGGGUUUUCGAGGGAUGCCUUACACCAUGUGCCUCAAUUCCUCAAGCUUGCUGGCUCGUCAGCAUUGAUGCUAUGUUUAAGAUUCUGGUCGUUGGAGCUUCUAGUGCUUCUUUCUGGUAUUCUCCCAGACCCAAAACUCGAAACGUCAGCAUUCUUGAUUACGCGUAAUACUUCAUCAAUAGUUACCAUGAUCGCCAUUGGUUUGAGCACUUCUGUCAGCAUACGUGUAUCAAACGAGUUGGGUGCUGGUCGUCCAAAAGAAGCGCGCAAAGUAAUAUUAAUAGCUUUCUUUAUAGCUACCUCUGAAGGCUUGAGCAUAUCCUUACUUCUAGUCUUGUUAAGAAAUAUAUGGGGAAAGCUUUAUAGCAACGAAACCAAAGUUGUGAAGUAUGUGGCCAAUAUAUUACCUUUGGUCGCCAUUUGCCAUAUUGUUGAUACAACACAAUGCUUGUUUUCAGGUACGUUAAGGGGAUGUGGUUUGCAAAAGAAAGGUGCAGUAAUAAUUUUAGGAACAACAUACAUAAUUGGCGUCCCUCUUUCAGUUGUUUUGGGAUUUGUUGUUCACUUGAGAGCAAAGGGCUUUUGGAUCGGGUUCAUCAUCGCAUUGUGCGUUCAAGAUUUGAUAUUCGGAAUGCUAUUUUUAGGCAUUGAUUGGGAGAUUCUGGCUGCAAAAGCUAAAGAGAGAGUACAUAUUUCCAUCUUGCAAAAAGAGAACGUCUACAAUAGAGAGGGUCAGACAGAUAUAGGGCAACUUAAAGGUAUAAGGAGCACGGUAACGGAAGAAGAUCAUGUUUGUCCACCCCAGAUGCCUUGAUCAGAAAAUCAAGGGACGUGGACAAAGUUUCACCUACUUUGCUCCUUGGCAGAUCUCAGGAUUAAAAAAAACUAUUGCUUUCAGCUUAGGGCACGUACAAUGCGGUAAUGUCAGUCUUCCCUUAGAGAUGUUACGUCCGAUUUUUUGCUUAGUUAGAUGAGAAAGAAUGAAGAGAGAGAAGAUUAUCUCCCGUUAGCUAAGGGAUCCUCUCUUAGAAAAUAAAGCAAGACUAUUUUCUUCAUUGUAUCACAUAUGUCUACCCUUAGCAACAAAUUUCCUACCAAAAUUUAAUUAUUCAUAUUAAUUGCUAGAGAUGGAUGUAAGAGAUAAUGCAUUGUAUGUAUUAGAGAUAGAGUUUGGGAACCGACUAGGAUACGUUGUAGUAGUCCUAGUCUGUAUAGAGUUCCACAAUCAUACGAUGUAAUCUCUCCCUAUCUCCUCGAUCUCUCCCUGUACCUGGCUACUAUAUAAACAUGGCAAUAGAGAGCUCGGAAACUAUCCGAGUAGAUUGAAACUA
Molecule: messenger RNA, 3184 nt
Organism: Lolium perenne
Lineage: Eukaryota; Viridiplantae; Streptophyta; Magnoliopsida; Poales; Poaceae
Source: RefSeq, a predicted model, not a curated record